Molecule: messenger RNA, 1188 nt
Organism: Mercenaria mercenaria
Lineage: Eukaryota; Metazoa; Mollusca; Bivalvia; Venerida; Veneridae
Product: galactosylceramide sulfotransferase-like
Exons: 1
Coding region: 1-1188 (395 amino acids)
Biological process (GO): glycolipid biosynthetic process
Cellular component (GO): membrane
Molecular function (GO): galactosylceramide sulfotransferase activity
Source: RefSeq, a predicted model, not a curated record
AUGGGCCCAUCAAAGACUGAAUACGCCGAUUAUUUACGCCUAAAUAAUGGUACAUACUUGAAAUAUUCUCGGUCAAACAUCUUCAACGUAACCACGGAAACUACAGAUCAGAAUAAGUUACAAUUUCCUAGAUCUGUCACACGCGUAAAAACAUAUUCUGGUAAUGCACAGCAGCAGCAGCAACAAAAACAGCAAAAACAAGAAGUGCGUCAUAUAGGAUUCUUGAAAGUUCACAGAGCAGCAAGUUCUACUAUGCAAAAUAUGUUCUUCCGGUUUGGACUAAAACGCAAUUUAACGUAUGUAUUUACAAAUCAUCCGAAAUACUUUUCUAGAACGGCUCAAAGGCACUUACCAUUAGUGAAACCCCGAUAUAGAAACGGAUAUGAUAUCCUUUGUAACCAUGGUGUUUUCAAUUACGAUAUUUACUCCUCUCUUCUACCUAAAGAUACUGUUUACCUGGCUAUUGUUAGAGACCCUCUUGCAGUGUUUAUUUCAGCCGUUAACUAUUACUCUCAGAAAUCGCAAAACAUUGAUUACAUUGCCCGAAUUAGAGGAAACAGGCUACAGUACCUUAUUCAAAGACCGGAAGUGUAUGACAAGGAAUUCUUCUCGUAUACUAAAAACGUGAUGGCACGAGAUUUUGGGUUUCCGGAAACUAACGACCAAAGCCAAAUAGACUCGAAGCUAAAAGAAUUAGGUCACAUUUUCAAACUUGUCCUCCUUAGUGAACAUUUUGAAGACUCUCUCAUAUUAAUGAAACGGUAUUUGAACUGGAAACUGAAAGACAUCUUGUUUCUACCAAAUAACGUUUACGAAAAAGGGCAAACAGGAAUAGAUCUUACAUUAAAUAAUACAGAACAGUUCGAAAUACGAAAUCAGCUCGAUUACUCUGUAUACAAUUAUUUCUACAAGAAAUUUUGGGAUCAGUUUAAUGAGGAAACAGAUGACAUUGACUCAGAAGUAAAACAUUUCAAAAAUGUUCUAUUUCAUCUCAAAACAUUCUGCAAUAAUAAAAUUGAAUUUCCUGAAAACGAUGGCAGCGUGCUGACAGUGGAAGAAUCGAAAUGGACUGAACAAUUUAUUGUAAAAUUUGAAGACUGUAAAUAUAUGACCAUGUACGAGUUAGAGUUUAUUGAACUGUUACGCCGAAAACAAGGAAGUGAACUACAGAUUCCAACUGUUGUGUAA